Molecule: messenger RNA, 999 nt
Organism: Actinia tenebrosa (Australian red waratah sea anemone)
Lineage: Eukaryota; Metazoa; Cnidaria; Anthozoa; Actiniaria; Actiniidae
Source: RefSeq, a predicted model, not a curated record
AGAUCCAAAGUUUCCGUUCGUAAAGCCGAUAGCCUAGCCGAUAUCAUGAAUUUGUUGAUGGAUCAAAAAGAUGCAUCAUUGCAGAUUGAGAAGCGAUCCAGCCGUUUUGCCAUCAAAGAUAUUUGUACUUUUCCCGAGGACCCCAAAGUUGUGACAGUGGAUUAUAACAAGGAAGUGUACCCAAGUCAACCGUUUUGCCAGCCAAGUCCUAUUGCUAUGCCAAUCAAUGUCCCAAUUCACCACGUUAUCUACCCCAACUAUGUUACGCUGUAUCGAUGUCUUGGUGGGCAAUUUAGCAGAUUACAACAAUGUGUGGCCAGCAAGAAAGAAAGAAUUAUCGUGAAAUACUUGGAACUUACGACCAAUACGUAUGAGGGCGCCGUGAUGUACAACCACACGGAAUGCACCGAAAACUGCAUUUUCAAGCCAGAAGAUUGCAAUCCCCGAACAGAAACCUUCAAAAACUGUCACUGCAACUGCAACAUUAACGCAAACCACUGCAACAGCACAUGGCAAACAUUCAACUCCCACAAAUGCGACUGUGAUUGCAAGUACGUUCAAAAGUGCGAUAUCGACAAGGAAUGGAACCCAGUCACGUGUCAGUGCCAGUGUCUGAAGUGCCUGCGGGACCUCUGCACCAAGGCAAACUUAGGGAUAAACGAGGAAACGUGUUACUGCAAUGGUCAAGCAGUUUCUCGUAGGUCUUCAUCAGUACGCUUCAGUUAUAAAAAAUCCAUACUCUUUAGAAAUAAAAAUAAUUAAUCAACCAUGCAGGAUCUAAAAAUAGACCACUGACCGGAAGUAGUUUAAACUAAAAAUACUAAAACCGCUGAAGAUUGCAGGCUUAACAUAUUCAACAUUAUAUACAUGGUAUAUUACUUUGCGCAAGUGGGACUUCUUAGGACAAGUGGAUAAUCGUAACCUAUUGAUUACUAUCAAUCACGUGAAUUUUUGGAGUUGACUGGGGGGCAAACAAGCGGUUGACUGGGGGGCAACUAG